Messenger RNA from Xyrauchen texanus (razorback sucker), 5291 nucleotides. Its product is annotated as EH domain-containing protein 3. Gene Ontology annotation, cellular component: plasma membrane; cytoplasm. The transcript is spliced from 6 exons. The record is from RefSeq and is a predicted model, not a curated record. The coding region runs from base 483 to 2090 and encodes 535 amino acids. Gene Ontology annotation, biological process: endosomal transport; endocytosis. Lineage: Eukaryota; Metazoa; Chordata; Actinopteri; Cypriniformes; Catostomidae. Gene Ontology annotation, molecular function: protein binding; GTP binding; calcium ion binding.
AAGCCUGUCAUCGUGGGAAAAUCUUCUCUACUUGAGGAUUUGGCGGUUGUUUUCUUUUCUCUUUCAAAAUAGUGACAUUGUAUCGCGUGUUUGUUGCACAAAACAAGAUGAUGCAUCGUAUCAUCUAGAGGCGCAAGGUUUUAUUCCAACAACAAAGACUGAAUAUUUCGGCUGCCUAUUUUGGCCAUGUUUUUGACCAUAACAUAAGCAGAAUAUUCUGUAAUGCAUCAUAUUUUAUAGUUAUGCUGUAUUCGUGUGUGCAUUUUGUGUCGUGAAUGGCCUAGAGACGUUGGAAUCUUUUCAAUGAAGAAUGUCAGUAUAAUAUUUGGACUCUAAAAUAAAUCGACGUCAGCAAAAUAAAUUUUUGCACGAGCAUCUCCAGCGUCGUUCAUCUGUAUACACUCCAAUUCUCCAAUUUGUUUGUGCAUUUCUAAAAUAAAAACAGAAAUAUAAUAUAAAGUUGCCUAUACUUGAGUAGCAUCAUGUUCAGCUGGUUGGGAACCGAUGACAGAAGGAAGAAGGAUCCAGAAGUCUUCCAGACUGUCAGUGAAGGACUCAAGAAGCUUUACAAAACCAAACUGCUUCCACUGGAGGAACACUACAAAUUCCACGAGUUUCACUCACCCGCCUUGGAGGAUGCAGACUUUGACAAUAAGCCCAUGGUUCUCCUGGUGGGACAGUAUUCCACUGGCAAAACCAGCUUCAUAAGAUAUCUCCUGGAGCAGGACUUCCCUGGUAUGCGGAUUGGUCCAGAACCCACGACUGACUCCUUCAUAGCAGUGAUGCAUGGCACCGUGGAGGGACUAAUUCCAGGAAACGCACUGGUGGUGGACCCCAAAAAACCCUUUCGGAAACUCAAUGCCUUUGGCAAUGCCUUUCUUAACAGAUUUGUGUGUGCCCAGCUGCCCAACCCUGUUCUGGAGAGCAUCAGUGUGAUUGACACGCCAGGAAUCCUGAGUGGAGAGAAACAAAGGAUCAGCAGAGGUUAUGACUUUGCUGCCGUGUUGGAAUGGUUUGCCGAGCGCGUGGAUCGCAUCAUUCUGCUUUUCGACGCCCACAAGCUGGACAUCUCGGAUGAAUUCUCGGAGGUCAUCAAGGCUCUCAAAAAUCACGAGGACAAGAUCCGUGUGGUGCUCAACAAGGCCGACCAGAUCGAGACGCAGCAACUGAUGCGUGUCUAUGGUGCCCUCAUGUGGUCUUUGGGAAAGAUCGUAAACACACCUGAGGUGAUCCGUGUCUACAUUGGCUCAUUCUGGUCACAUCCGUUGCUGAUCCCGGACAAUCGCAAGCUGUUUGAGGCGGAAGAGCAGGACCUGUUCAAGGACAUCCAGUCACUGCCACGCAAUGCUGCCCUCCGCAAACUCAACGAUCUCAUCAAGAGAGCUCGGCUCGCUAAGGUUCAUGCAUACAUCAUUAGCUCAUUGAAGAAAGACAUGCCCACAGUCUUUGGGAAAGAUAACAAAAAGAAGGAGCUGAUUAACAGCCUGGGAGAAAUCUACAGCCGCAUUGAGAGAGAACACCAGAUUUCCCCGGGAGACUUUCCCAAUCUGAAGAAAAUGCAGGAGCAGCUUCAGGCACAUGACCUGAACAAGUUCCAACCUUUGAAGAUGAAGCUACUUGACAACGUGGAUGACAUGCUGGCCCAUGACAUUGCCCAACUAAUGGUGCUGGUACGGCAAGAGGAGACCCAGCGCCCCAAACAGGUUGUGAAGGGUGGUGCCUUUGAGGGAACCAUGAACGGGCCAUUUGGUCACGGCUAUGGUGAGGGAGCCGGCGAGGGCAUUGACGAAGCGGAGUGGGUGGUGGCUCGCGAUAAACCCAUGUACGAUGAAAUUUUCUACACUCUCUCACCCGUCAAUGGCAAAGUAACUGGUGCCAAUGCCAAGAAGGAGAUGGUAAAGUCCAAGCUGCCAAACACUGUGCUGGGUAAGAUUUGGAAGCUGGCUGACAUUGAUAAAGAUGGAAUGCUUGAUGAUGAGGAGUUUGCCUUGGCUAACCAUCUCAUCAAGGUCAAACUAGAAGGUCACGAGCUUCCAAGUGAACUCCCAUCUCAUCUUGUUCCACCUUCCAAGAGAAAAGUUCUAGAGUAACAUACAUUAUUGACAUGGUUCAGAAUUAAGAUUUAUUUUUGGGAAAAGCAGAUGUUGUGAGUUCAGGCUGCAAUUAAUUUCUUGUGGAAUGGAAGAUGGCUGGAUUACUUUUCUUCUUAUCAUACUGUAUACAGUAGAAGAAAAGCAGUGACUCUUCUGAUAUAUGUGAUUAUGUUUUAGUAGAAAGAAUGAAUUUAAUAUGAUCCACCAACAAAUUGUUUAUGUUUUUGGUUUUGUUUCAUUAAUUAUUUUUUAUGAACAAAUCAUGCUGUCUGCAGUGAUAAAAAUCAUUGCUGACUUGCAAAUUUUUAUGGCACAAUUUCACAUGCUUACAAUGGUAUUUCACUCAUCUGUUCAGCUAUAAUCACUCUAAAGCCAGAUCAUUCAUCCAUCUAUUUUAUUAAAACUGAUUUGUAUCUGUCUCAGAAGAGAGGAGAUAUUAAUUAAAACAGGAACAAAAUGUCAACCUUAGGCCUGUUUCACACAUUUCGUGUCUGCAGUACGCAAGCAGAUAUAACAAUUUCAGCGCUGAGCCAAAUUUUGCUGUGCGUUGCAUGCUGAAUUUGGUAAAAAUGUGGUACAAAUGCACUGUAAACCUAAUUAUCAACAGUGUCUUUUUGUAAUCUAUGGGUUUAUAAAGCAACAUAAAAUAGUCAGGCUUCUCACGGUCAUGGAAAACCUGGAAAUAUCAGGGAAUUUAAGAAUUGUGAUUUCCAGGUCUGGAAAACUCAUGGAAAUGAAUACAAUAUUUUAAAGUCAUGAAACAAAAAUGGAAACUUGUAAAUGGCAAAUAUAUGUUUUUUCUCGUUAUGCUGAGCUCUAAAAUAUUUAAUAGACUAUAAAUUGCUCUUUUGAGUGCAAUCUCCUUCAUCCAGUAAUCACAAACAACUGGAAAAGUCAUGAAAAUUCAUCGGUCAAACUUUAUAUUUAUUAUGCCUGACUGAAUCCAGACGAUUUAAGCAGUUAAUAGCUUCAAGUUUGGGUUCUGCAUACAGUAAAUUAAUAACCAUUUGAAUUUUGUUAUUCCCCCACCUUAUGUAAAUUAGAUUUUAUAAUGAUUAUACAAUUUUGAAAUAAUUUGUAAUGGCCCAAUCUAUAGCUGAACAAUUUAGACCAAAAAAUCGAAUUGAGAUUAUUAUGAAAAACAUUGCGAUUUGAAGCCCGAUAUGAUAAACAUAUAACGUUUUUUUUAUAAGUGAUUCCUUUUCACCAAAAGUAAAUCAUGUUUUGCAUUUAUUAAAUCAAAUAGGGUGUAUUCCUCUUAAAAAAAGAACCAAACAGAACAGAUCUGCACACAUAAACGUAGCACAGUGGGCAGCCCAUACAGACUAUUUAAUUAAAUCGCAGCCCUAGUGGUCUGAUAUUCGCACUAGGUCAUAACCCGAUUUCAAUUUUAUUUUGAUUUAAUCAUUCAGCCAUAUCCCAAUAACCUAAUAUUCCAGUAUUUUAUAAUUGAUUGCUGUUAUCAUAUUAAACACUCAAUGUGGUAACCCAUAUGUCACUGUAUUUUCUAUAUAGAGCUGCGAUUCUAUUACACACAUUCAAAAACACUCAACACGUGCCUGCUGUUGCAGUUAUGCUGCUGCUAAGCUUACAUGCUGCAGAAACGAGACGUGUGAAAUAAGCCUUAUUAUGAAUCUUUGAAUCGCUAGACAUUCUAAGUGCACAACUGAUUAAAUGUAACAAUUAAAGCUAAAUUUAUUUUAUACGUGGGUGUAACUGUUAUUCUCUUCUUGUUAAGGCGGCAUUUAAUGAAUGCGAGUCCUUUCUAGCCUGACCAAGAGACUGUUAAAACUGUAUAGACGCCUUGUAUGAAGACUCAAUGUUUAGUGUUUUGAUGGACCUGUAGAGCUAGUAUCCUUGUUAAUAGUAUACCGUAUAUGUUAUAUUGCCUAAAAUAUCAAACCUAACCUGGGUUAUAGUCAGAGUGCAGAAAGAAUUCCGAUUUGAUUUCCCAAAAAUUAAAAAAUAAAUAAAUGAUACAGCUUUUACACCUAUAGUAAUUUAAGUGCUGUCCGUUCAAAUGAGCAUGGCUGAGCAUUUCGAUGCUCACGCACUCUGUGCAUUAUCAUUGAAAAAGCAGCGGCUUAGGAUCUAAUCAUGUAUUUAGUCAUAUUAUGCUAUUACACUUUCCCUAAUAAGAAUCAUAUAAGCAUUUAAAGAUUUUCUGAACUCUUUAGGUCUGUAUCCACCCCUUGACAAGCAGUUAUCUAGAGCUGUUGCAGUUCCUUAAGCAGAUUGUUUUGGAUUUUGAGGGGAAUUUGUGGGGUUGUCCGGUAUUAUGCACUGAAGCUUGACCUAAAUGGUCCUUGAAUCUGAUCUGCUUUGAUUUUUAUGACCAUUUACUCAAGUGAAGUAUCUCAACUGAUCUUGGUUAGGACACCGUUGGGACAACUCAACAGUUGACUCAGUCUGCAGAAUUCUGUUUGCAAGGCGUGUAACAAACUACACUGUAAAAACUGGUAACCUGCCAUUGUUACCUUAAGGUCUUUCUACCUGAUCUAACACUUAAAAUUUGUUUUUUUGGUGUAACCUAAUAUAUAUUCAGCUUGAAUGAGUGAUGCUCAAUAAUAUUUUUGAGUUAAAUAAAAAAACAUCUAAUUUAGAUGUUACCACAUGAAGCAAAUUUUCAGGUUAACAUUUUUUACAGUGUGACUGUAUCAAUUAAAUGAAGAAUUAUUUAUGAUAAUGAGCUUUCCCCGCCACAAUCUAGCAGAGCUUGUAAUAAUCAUAAGCAGAAGAAUUGAGCCUAUAAGCUGCCUUGGUGCCUUUGGACACACCCACCUCAGUCAGAGUUAUGUGACAUUAGAGAUGUUCGAAACACAUUGUUAUAUUCUGCAAUGUCAUUUCCUGUUAAUAAAAUAAACAAUAACAUUCUUCAAAGACUUUCAUUAAUGAUUAAGUUGUAGUCUCAAAUGAAAAAUUCCAACUUUGCUCAUAAAUUGCACAUGAGAUUUUCCCUCUUUUUGCCAUAAUGUAGGGUUGUACAUUUGUGUGUUUGACCAAGUAUGUAGCUAUAUGUGUAUAUGUAUGUGGUUGCAAUAUGAUUUGCAAAUGCAUUGUGAAGUAGCUUGUGUGCUUGUGCAAAGCUCAGAUGCUUUGUUGUGCAUUAUGUGUUUUAACCAGUGAGGACAAACUAUGUGAAACACUACUGUUCAGAAAGGUGGACAUUAUUUAACUAAAUAAAGAUUUAACUCAUUU